Molecule: messenger RNA, 240 nt
Organism: Sporisorium graminicola
Lineage: Eukaryota; Fungi; Basidiomycota; Ustilaginomycetes; Ustilaginales; Ustilaginaceae
Exons: 2
Coding region: 1-240 (79 amino acids)
Source: RefSeq, a predicted model, not a curated record
AUGACCAAGUCCAAUCCGCACAACCUGCAGAAGGGAGACGAUGUCACCUGGAAAUGGGGUAGCCAGCAUCCUCAAGGUACCGUCAAGGAUGUGAAAGACGACGGCGCUGAGGUCAAGACCAAGAAGGGUAGCACAAUCAGCAAGGACGGAAGCAGCGAUGAUCCCGCUGUCGUUAUUGAGACAUCGAACGGCAACAAUGCCGUGAAGAACGCUUCCGAAAUCGACGGCGUUGCCCCUUGA